AUGAAUGCCAUCGUCGACAAAAGAAUAUCAUGGCCCAGAGACCCGGAGUAUCGAAUUGAGGUGGUCAUGAUCAACAUACCCUUUCAGUACUGCCCAUCGCACAUCGCCAACGCUAUGCCGCCAGAUUGCAGCGGCAGGCAUCCAUACGCUGUUGCCAUCGCAGAGGCGAGAUUCCAAAGAACGCCCGAGAAUUCCGGCGGUGAAAUUUCCGAGAUUGCGAUGGUAGAAUGGAAAGAGAUGGCUGUGACUUUCAGUCCGAUACCGAGAGAGUUUGUCACCGUCGUUCCUCUGAAUAAUGCUAUACAUAAAAACCAGGGAACAAAGUAA
Molecule: messenger RNA, 327 nt
Organism: Fusarium graminearum PH-1
Lineage: Eukaryota; Fungi; Ascomycota; Sordariomycetes; Hypocreales; Nectriaceae
Exons: 1
Coding region: 1-327 (108 amino acids)
Source: RefSeq, a predicted model, not a curated record